AAUAAUUUUGAUCUAGCAAUCGGAGGAUUUGUUGUCUGUCCCUUCUACGUUUUGGUUGAACGGCUUUUUGUAGGAAAUUUACAAACAAAAAUAAAUUUCGAAUUAUCUAAAUCGACAAUAAAAUGUGGUUUUUUCGGCAGAAUCUUGAUGUAGAUACUUCGAUAAAGAUAUCGCCACUAUGCUAUAGAUGGCAAUCAUGUUGUUGGAUUGUCUUGAAAGGCCUCAAUAUAUGGAGAUUCAUCUUGGGGCUACACCCAGCUUUUCAAAUGGUUAUAUCGUUUUUACUGAUUGGCCUCGGUGUAAAGGCGAUACUUUCUUUGAAGAGUAAAUGGCAAAGACGUGAAAAGGUACAAGAGAAUCCUGUUGCGGAAGUCUUGCCUGUGGCAGAGUUGGCACCUUUGGUUCCCGAGCCUGAAGUAGCCUUGCCUGAAGUGAUUUAUGACCCCGAGCCUGCAGACACAUCCGAUCAAAGUGCUUUAAUUCAAGACGAAAACCCACCUGAAACCGAAAUACCAAGCCCUUCGCAGCAGCCGCAAAGUGUGACACCGACUAAUCAGAGGGAAACUAGACCCAAGCAGAUGAGGAAAACAAGGAUCCCAGUUUUAAAUUCAAAAACAAACAACGGACCUCAAACUUCUCCAAAGGAAAUUCCGUUGAAGCGUUCUCCGGCUUUGACUAACCCUAAUCCCAGACCGAUGGGAUCUUCACCCACUGAUUUAAAUUCAAAUCCGCGUCAGAAUGAUGUACGCAAACGCGUAAAUAACUCAACCUCCCGCAACUGGAAGUUGUAGAUUUGCAGGGAGUUGGCCAGGAGAAGCUCUAAAUUUUCCUUUUGAAUAUUAAACUAGGAUUUUUACAGUACAGGAUUUGUAAAUAUUUUCACAGGCAUUCAAGAAGUACCCUGUAUAAAUAAUAAACUACAAAUAGAAAACA
Drosophila kikkawai is the source of this 933-nucleotide messenger RNA. Lineage: Eukaryota; Metazoa; Arthropoda; Insecta; Diptera; Drosophilidae. The record is from RefSeq and is a predicted model, not a curated record.